Molecule: messenger RNA, 2002 nt
Organism: Theobroma umbraticum
Lineage: Eukaryota; Viridiplantae; Streptophyta; Magnoliopsida; Malvales; Malvaceae
Product: BAT2 domain protein
Source: RefSeq, a predicted model, not a curated record
UUGUCCAUUUUCGACUGAAAACAGCCGCUAUCCUCAACAACUUGAAGCUCCAGCAUCCUUAUACGGAUCUCGUUCAAUCUCUUCUCUGUUAUUAAAAUCACAAGAAAAUCGAAACCAAAGGCGGAACUUUUGUUUUUUUCUGAGAUAAACAUUACAAAUUUCUUCUGCAUUUUUUGAUACAAAAACAAAGAAAAGAAAUGGAAGAUACCAAGAACCCACCACCACAACAAAUGGAAGAUAAAGAAAAAAGAGAAUCUCCAGAAAAAGAAGAAGAACCCAAGAAGGAGGAGCAACAAUCAGCAUCAACUACGACAGCAAAAAGUGGAGGAGGAUGGGGCGGUUGGGGUUUCUCUGCUUUCUCUGUUCUCUCGGAUCUUCAAAAAGCUGCCACUGUUGCCGCUGAGGAGAUCAGUCGCAAUGCUUCUGUGGUUGCGGAAAAGGCUGCCAAGAGCCUUGCAGAUAUGCAACUUGCUGAAGACUCAGAAUCUUCUAAGGAGGAAGAAGCAGAAGAAUCUCUAAUUGAAAAGGAAAGUGAAGAUGAAAAUGGCAAACUACGAAAGUCUGCUCUGGAUAAGUUAGAGAAAGCCAGUUCAGAUUCUUUCCUUGGCCAGGGUUUGAAGGUUUUUGACAACUCUGUGGAGAAUUUGGCAUCUGGUGCAUGGCAAGCACUAGGGAGUGCAUGGAAAGGGGGUACCAAUCUUGUUCAGAAGCUUGAGCAUUCUGCUGCAAACAUUGCAGAUUCUAUUCAGCAUGGAGGUUUACCCACUGGUUCAGCUGCACCAUCAUUAAUUGAGACUGGAAAAGCUUUUACAACAAAGGGAAUGCAAGUGCUUGAAUAUGUGGGAAAGGAGACUAUGGAUUUACUAAUCACUGAAACUGGUAUCGAAGUUGAAAAGAACCCUAAGGGCACUGAACAGCCAUCUGAUGAGGAUCAGUUAUUUGAGGAAGUCAGUUUUGAUCGAUGCUUCUAUAUAUAUGGAGGUCCAGAGCAGUUGGAGGAACUGGAAGCAUUGUCCAGCCAUUAUGCCCUUCUAUUCAAUCGAAGAAAAGCAAAGUUACCGUCGGAACUGAAAUCUGUGUAUGAGGGAAAGCUUAAACAAAUCCAGCAAAUUUUCAGUUUGGAUGCUGAAAUGGAGGGAAAUGGUCCAGAGUUGGCCAAAGGAAAGAAAAUAGAGACUGGAACUGAGGGCAGUCAGGAUGAGAUGAAAAAUUUACAUGAUUCAAGUGUCAGCAAGGCUGCUGAUAUGGCUGCCGGGUUCACAAAUGCAUUGGCAGGAUUAGCUGUUGAUGAUAUAAUUCAAAGAACUGCUGGAAGGCUAGAGUCUCUGCACUCAGAGGGGGUUCAUAGGCUUUCGGAAAUGUGCUGUUUUGCUGUGUCUCAGCUCCUGAUGCUGGGUAAAUCUAUCAUAUCUAGUGCUAACAAAGUUCAAGAUGAAGAUGCUGAUGGCGAUAUGCUGAAUAUCGACUGGCCUGAGGACUCCAUUGAAAAAGCUAAAUUAAUCAGAGUAAAGGCACAAUCAAUGAUAGGAUAUGUGGAAGCUGUAUCCAGCAGCUUUAUCACAGGCAUAUCUGAUGUAGCUGAAGCUUAUCUAGCGGCCAUUAAGAGUGCUACUGUAGAUUCGCAUGAAGCACUUCCACAGGCAUCAAUCCAGGAGAAAGCUAAUGCCUUCUCCGAACAUCUCCACGGUGAUCAGACCACUGCGGCGAGCAAAAUCAAGGAUGGACUCCAAUAUUUGACUUAUGUAGUCCUUUCAACCACAAUGCCAGCUGCUUGAAAACUCGAAUUCUCUACAUGUCUUGUUAGUUUCCAUGUAAAUAGUUGCAUUUUAGACGAGUUUAACCCCCAGUCUCUCUUUAAACUUUUUAUGCUACACCAUUGAAACUGAGCUCAUUUUUAUUCAGGGGUUAAGGCAGUUUCUUUUGUGUAGAUUUCUUGGUGUUAAACCGUCUAUUUCCACAUGAAGGAUCAAAAGAAAUUCAAAUACCAUAUUCUUUCUACGGA